AUGCGCUCAAGAAUACUCAUUACUACGGUGCUGGCCGCCCUGAGCAACGCCCACGAAGAUCACCAGAGUGAAGGCGGGCAGUACACACUGACCGACGACCUGACUUACAAAAAGUUCUUCUCCGCCUUUGACUUUUUCGACGGCCCAGAUCUAACCAAGGGUUUCGUCAAGUACCAGAACCAGGAGAAUGCGAUCAAGCAAGGUCUAGUUGGCUACCUCGAGGACACACAGUCCGUGUUCAUGGGCGUUGAUUACACGACCAAGGACACUGCUGGCCGUGCUUCCGUUCGCCUUGAGAGCAAAAAAAGCUGGAACCAUGGCCUGCUCGUAGCGGACAUCCGCCAUAUGCCCGCCUCUCAAUGUGGGUCUUGGCCGGCCUUGUGGCUUUUGUCGUCCUCGGCAGACUGGCCCCAGGGUGGGGAAGUGGACAUCCUCGAGGGCGUGAACGACUACGAAAGUAACUCUGUUACCUUACAUACAACCACGGGUUGCAUGGUUGAUAACUCGACAUCAGUGAGAGGAGGAUCUGGUGUAGCCGGCGAUAUCGAAGCGGCACCAUUCACUGGUCUUAUGUCUACAGACGAUUGCGAUGUUGCUGCGCCAGGUCAGCUCAAAAACGUCGGAUGCUCUAUUCAUGCUCCCGAAAUCAUGUCUGGUAUCCAAACUGGUGGUGGCGGUAACACUGACACUGGUGGUGCUGUGCCUCUUCCCUCGUACGGAACGGAAUUUAACAAAGCCCAAGGUGGUGUCUACGCUAUGGAAUGGAGCACGAUUGGAAUCUCGGUUUGGUUCUUUCCUCGUGAAUCUCACGGCUUCACUGAAAAUUUCUCUUCAAACACAACCCUUCCCGACCCAUCUCGCUGGGGCACACCUAUAGCCUACUUCAGCGGUUCUGGUUGCGACUUCUCUGAGCGCUUUCGAGAUCUUAAAAUCAUUUUUAAUAUCGCUUUCUGCGGUGAAUGGGCAGGCGCUGAGUGGGACAAGUCUUGUGCCAAAAAGACUGGGAUUGCAACCUGUAAUUAG
Messenger RNA from Alternaria arborescens, 1023 nucleotides. RefSeq lists its product as hypothetical. The transcript is spliced from 2 exons. Gene Ontology annotation, molecular function: hydrolase activity, hydrolyzing O-glycosyl compounds. The coding region runs from base 1 to 1023 and encodes 340 amino acids. Lineage: Eukaryota; Fungi; Ascomycota; Dothideomycetes; Pleosporales; Pleosporaceae. Gene Ontology annotation, biological process: glucan catabolic process. The record is from RefSeq and is a predicted model, not a curated record.